AACUUAUGUAGAAUUUUAAUAUUUUUUGAUUUUUUGAAGGGCAUUGCUCAGUAUAUAUUAAGCAAAUGAAUUUAUCGAAAGUUUACAUUAGUUCUUCAUCAUGUCAAAGCUAUCGUUCUUAUUGUUUUUGACACUUUUCGGAUUAGCAUUUGCAAAUCCGUUACUUAAUUUUAAUGAACCAAAAUUGAAUCCUCGUAUUGUCGGUGGACUUACCGCAAAAAAAGGACAAUUUCCAUAUCAAGUAUCUUUACAACAUUCAAGGUAUGGUCAUUUUUGUGGAGCUUCCAUCUUAAACGAAAAAUGGAUAUUAACAGCAGCUCAUUGCGCACCAGAAUUAAGCACCAGUGUUGUUGUUGGAGUAUUUGAUCUUUCUCAAUUUGAUGAAAGCACUGUAAAACAUAAGAUCAAUAAAGUUAUUAUACAUCCUCAAUUUAAUCAAGGUUUUCCAAUGCGCAAUGAUUUAGCUUUGAUCAAAAUUAACGAAACAAUAACAUUUUCCAAUGUUGUACAAUCAAUUAAAUUACCUCCAAUUGAUUUAAAUCAUGAUGGUAUACCCGUUAUUGCUUCUGGUUGGGGCAAAUUACAAGUAGGAGGCGUUCGACCACAACAAUUGCAAUAUUUAGAAAGUAAAGUUUAUGAUCAUGAAGCUUGCGUAAAACGUGUGGCUACAACUCUUCCACCCAUUGGAGAAACACAAAUUUGCACUUUUACAAAAGCAAAACAAGGAUUGUGUCACGGUGAUUCCGGUGGUCCAAUUGUCAUUGGUAAUUAUCAAGUUGGAAUUGUUUCAAUGGGAUAUCCAUGUGCUCAAGGAUAUCCUGAUGUAAAUACUCAUGUUUGGAAAUAUGUUGAUUGGAUAACAACUACAAUGGAGGAAAAUUAAGUUAUACAUGUUAAUUUUUGUACAUUACAUUGUUUUGUCUGUAUUUUUACUCAUUUUUUUACUAAAUAAAAAAUAUCAAAAAAAAAAAAAUUGAAAUAUAA
Molecule: messenger RNA, 984 nt
Organism: Leptopilina boulardi
Lineage: Eukaryota; Metazoa; Arthropoda; Insecta; Hymenoptera; Figitidae
Product: chymotrypsin-2-like
Exons: 5
Coding region: 101-883 (260 amino acids)
Biological process (GO): proteolysis
Molecular function (GO): serine-type endopeptidase activity
Source: RefSeq, a predicted model, not a curated record